Molecule: messenger RNA, 3666 nt
Organism: Cuscuta campestris
Lineage: Eukaryota; Viridiplantae; Streptophyta; Magnoliopsida; Solanales; Convolvulaceae
Source: the annotation of a GenBank genome assembly
UUCAAAAUUUCCCAAACCCCCGACUCAAUUUUAAAAAAUAUUCUUACAAGAUCCAAAUAUCUUUAAAAAUUCAAACUUUAGUCCAAAUAUGUCUGAAGAUUCUUUCAAUUCCUAAUAAAAUCGUCCUGCUUGAAUGGGUAACAAAGUCGAUGAAGCACUCAUAUCCACCGUCCGAUCUGUCGUGGGCGAUGAGUACACGGAAAUGGAGGUAAUUCGAGCCCUUCAUAUGGCGAACAAUGAUGUAACGGCAGCAAUUAACAUCAUUUUUGACACCCCGAGUUUCAAGAAGUUCAAUUUUGGGAAAAAAUCCGAGGAUCCCAAUCUUAGUUCGAGGUCUGGGCCAAGAAAAUGUUCAAAUACAAGCAAAAGCAGCAGUAAUGAUGGGGAGAAGUCUGAGCGUGGUACGAAUUCUAACAAUGGUUCACAGCCUACGAGUGAAAAUGUUGAGACAAGCAACAAAGAUGGGCGUGAGAUGGGGAAUGAGUGGUGGUUUGUGGGCACCGGUGAAGUUGUCGGGAUGUCAACUUGUAAGGGAAGGAGUAUAAAACCAGGAGAUGAAGUCCAUUUUACUUUUCCGGUUGAGAAGAAAUUGAAACCACCCUCCUUGGGGAAAUUUGGCCGAGGUCGACCCGUGGCUGAGAUCGUGCGAUUCUCUUCACAGGCCCUUGGAGAGAUUGGGAGAAUCCCAAAUGAAUGGUCUCGAUGUCUCUUGCCACUCGUGAGAGAUAAUAAAGUUAUGGUUGAGGGAUGCUGUAAAUCUGCUCCUAAGGAAUUGGGGAUCAUGGACUCAGUAGUGUUGUCUGUCAGUGUAUAUAUCAACAGUUCCAUGUUCCGUAAAAGCCAUAAGACCAUUCUCAAGGUGGCUAGCAACAGUUCGGCAGAUGAUGAAUCAAUAUUUUAUCCCCUCCCAUCAUUGUUGCGAUUGCUAGGACUUACUCCUUUUAAGAAGGCAGAAUUUACUCCAGGUGAUCUGUACAUGAGGAAGCGCCGCUUGACCGAAGAGAGUACUUCUGGCAUUCUCAACUCAUCAUUGCGUGUUAACAAUCCCAAAAGAUUUCUCGUGGAUGAAGGUAAAGUUGAGAGUGAUGAGGCAAUUUCAGAUACUGAUCUGGAAAGUAUUGUGGGUUCUGCUGACAGCUCUGAAUUACAGGAAAUGGAACCUCCUAGUACACUUCAAUGUGAAUUACGUCCUUAUCAAAAGCAGGCUCUUCAAUGGAUGACUCAACUUGAGCGGGUACACACUGCAGAUGAUGCAGAAACAACUAUGCAUCCAUGUUGGGAAGCAUAUCACCUCGGAGACAAGAGAGAUCGAGUCAUAUACUUGAAUGCAUUUUCAGGGGAUGCAACAACAGAAUUUCCCAGCACUCUCCAAAUGGCCAGGGGCGGAAUUUUGGCAGAUUCAAUGGGACUCGGGAAGACUAUAAUGACAAUAGCUCUUCUUCUGAGUUGCACUGAAAGAGGUGGAGCAUCUGGAAGCCAGUCAACGAGCCAGUCUUCACAUGAAAAUGGUGAAACGAGUAAUACAUUGGGUAAAUCUCCAACUCCUUUAAAGAAAGGCGGCUUUACUGGUCUGAAGAAGUUUUUGAAACAAAAAACAGAGCUGGCUCCUGGUGGCAAUCUGAUUGUAUGUCCUAUGACACUUUUAGGCCAGUGGAAGGCAGAGAUUGAAAUGCAUGCACACCCUGGCACAUUAAGUAUUUAUCUUCAUUAUGGACAAAGCAGAUCAAAGGAUACUAAAGUUAUUGCUCAAAAUGAUGUUGUACUAACAACAUAUGGAGUUUUGUCUUCAGAAUUUUCUGCUGAGAAGCCUGAAGAGAACGUGGGGCUUUUCUCAAUUAGAUGGUUUAGAGUGGUGCUUGAUGAGGCACAUACCAUAAAAUCUUCUAAAAGCCAAAUUUCUGUUGCUGCAUCUGCUCUUAUUGCUGAGCGCCGGUGGUGUCUCACUGGCACACCUAUACAGAAUAAAAUUGAGGACCUUUACAGCCUCCUAAGAUUUUUGAGGAUUGAUCCAUGGCAAAGUUGGGCAUGGUGGAAUGAGCUUGUUCAGAAACCAUGUGAAGAGGGAGAUGAAAGAGGAUUGAAACUCGUUCAGUCAAUUCUUAGAUCAAUCAUGCUCAGAAGAACAAAGUCUACCACAGAUCGAGAAGGCAGGCCAAUUUUAGUUCUUCCUCCAGCAGAUGUUCAAGUAAUAUAUUGUGAGCUUACAGAAGCAGAAAAGGAUUUUUAUGAGGCCUUGUUUAAACGAUCAAAGGUGAAGUUCAAUCAGUUUGUUGAUCAGGGGCGGGUUCUGCAUAAUUAUGCUUCUAUUUUGGAGUUGCUUUUACGGCUCCGUCAAUGCUGUGAUCACCCAUUUCUUGUGCUGAGUCGAGGCGAUACUCAAGAAUUCUCGGAUCUGAAUAAGCUUGCCAAACAUUUUCUUAAGAGUGGACAGAAGGCUGCUGGAGAAAACCAUGAUGUUCCGUCACGAGCUUAUGUUCAAGAGGUUGUGGAGGAUUUGCGUAACGGAGAACAAGGAGAGUGUCCAAUAUGUCUGGAAGCCUUUGAAGAUGCCGUGUUGACUCCAUGUGCCCAUCGGUUAUGUCGAGAGUGCCUCUUAGCAAGUUGGAAAAGUCAUUCAUCUGGUUUUUGUCCUGUUUGUAGAAAGACCGUCUCCAAGCAGGAACUGAUCACAGCACCAACAGAUAGCCGUUUCCAGAUAGACAUUGAAAAAAAUUGGGUGGAAUCAGCUAAGGUUACUGCUUUGUUGAAUGAACUAGAGCAACUUCGUACUCUAAACUCCAAAAGCAUUGUUUUUAGCCAGUGGACUGCCUUUUUGGACCUCCUUCAAAUUGCUCUUUCUCGAAAUGGUAUAUCUUUCCUUCGCCUUGAUGGGACACUGAACCAACAACAUCGAGAGAAAGUAAUUAAAACAUUUUCAGAAGAACGCAGUGUUUUGGUUUUGCUGGUGUCAUUGAAAGCUGGUGGUGUUGGAUUAAACCUUACAGCAGCGUCCAAUGCAUUUGUGUUGGAUCCAUGGUGGAAUCCUGCAGUGGAGGAACAAGCUGUGAUGCGUGUUCAUCGCAUUGGACAAACUAAAAAAGUGACAAUCAAACGAUUCAUUGUGAAGGGAACGGUUGAGGAAAGAAUGGAGGCAGUGCAAGCCAGGAAACAACGGAUGAUUGCGGGUGCACUAACGGACGAAGAAGUACGCACUGCGCGAAUCAAAGAACUUAAGAUGCUCUUCUCAUAGAGCCAGCCACGCGGAGUUGGAUAUAUAUACACACUUCCUACUCUGUCACGGCAACUCAGAGAUCCCAUGUUCCUAAAAUGUAUUCCAACAACUCAGCUAUCAUGAAAUGGUGUGAAGGGAAACCGUCAAAUACACAUGGCGACAACAAUCAAGAACACACUUUUGAAGCAAAAGAUCCCAUUCCAGAAGAAGGUAGGACUGAGCUUUUUCCACAUUGAUAUCUGGAGCUUUUCAUUUCUCAGAACAGCAGCCUCUGAUAAGCACAUCAUGAAGAUUAAGGUAGGAGUUCAUAUGUGCGUAUAUCAUCACGGUUUAGAUUAAGGUGCAUAUUUGUUUGGAUUAUGAUUGUUAGAAGCCUCCCAAAAUAGUCUGGGCUUUGCUCCACCCAAUCUUAGCUUGGAAUCAAGAAACACAGUAUGAAGAUUCAAGAGUACAAU